AUGUUGAGCAAGCUUGUGCCCCGCAUCAAAGCCAAGCCACUGACGGAGAGGACUAGCUCCCGCGAUGCCUUUGUCUACUUGGAUCGAGUGCAGAAGUUCUUCGGCUGGACAGCGGUCGAGGAUAAGAGGUGGAGGAUCCCCUACAUUCUGUGGGGUAUUUUCAUGAACCUGCUGCUGAUCUUCUUCCUGCCGAUCUCGAUGCUGGUGGCAUACAUUCAGAUGUUCAAGAGCUUCACGGCGGGCGAGUUUCUCAGCUCCCUGGAGAUCACGGUGAAUAUGUACGGAUGCGUUUUGAAGUGCAUCUACACCAUUUGGGGCUUCAAGGGGUUUACGGCAGCCAGAAAGGUGCUCGACGAGCUGGACCUGCGCUGCACCAGCGACGAGGAGCGGACCAGUGUGCACCGCUGCGUGGCUCUGGGGAACCUGAGCUACGUGUUGUUUCACAUCUUCUACUCGGGAUUUGUGGUCAUCAACUGGACGGGCUACGUCCUGAUGGGCAGGCACGCCUGGAUGAUGUACCUCCCUGGGCUGGACGCUGAAAAUAACUUCUUCGUAGCCAGCUUGUGCGAGAUGCUUCUGAUGAGCGGCGUGGUCACCAUGGAUCAGUGCACGGACGUCUCUCCUCUGGCCCACAUGCUGAUGGCUCGCUGCCACAUCUGUCUGCUCAAGGAUCGGUUGACAAAGCUGCGCACGGACCCCACCAAAGACGAGGACGAACACUACGAGGAGCUGAGCAACUGCGUCCACGACCAUCGCUUGAUAUUGGACUAUGUCAAGGCUCUGCGGCCCACCUUUUCAGGGACCAUAUUCGUGCAGUUCCUCUUGAUUGGUAUAGUUCUGGGCCUGUCCAUGAUCAACGUCAUGUUCUUCUCGACCCUCUGGACGGGCCUCGGCACCGUGUGCUUCAUGUUCUGUGUGUGCCUGGAAACCUUUCCCUUCUGCUACCUUUGCAAUAUGAUCAUCGAUGAUUGCCAAAAGCUAUCGGACAAUCUGUUCCAAUCGGAUUGGACGGCUGCCAGUCGCAGAUACAAGUCCACGCUGGUCUACUUUCUGCAGAAUCUCCAGAAACCGAUUAUCUUAACAGCGGGUGGAGUGUUUCCCAUCUGCAUGCAGACGAAUCUAUCGAUGGUGAAGCUGGCUUUUUCCGUGGUCACCGUUAUAAAACAAUUCAAUCUGGCGGAUAAGUUUCAGUAGGAAAGCACUACUAAUAGGACAUGAAUAUGUUCAUCAGUUUAGGGCGAGGUCCAUCCCCAAGAAGGGAUGCAAAACAUACCUAAGUUGAUUAGACCUUGAUAUUGAUACUUCGUUGUCAAUUGUGUAGGAACUAGUAUCACAAAAACGUUAUCUAACGAAAGUAGCAACUGA
This is a messenger RNA of Drosophila persimilis, 1365 nucleotides long. Its product is annotated as odorant receptor 22a. Gene Ontology annotation, molecular function: olfactory receptor activity; odorant binding. The transcript is spliced from 3 exons. The coding region runs from base 1 to 1194 and encodes 397 amino acids. The record is from RefSeq and is a predicted model, not a curated record. Lineage: Eukaryota; Metazoa; Arthropoda; Insecta; Diptera; Drosophilidae. Gene Ontology annotation, biological process: sensory perception of smell; detection of chemical stimulus involved in sensory perception of smell. Gene Ontology annotation, cellular component: plasma membrane.